AUGUCUUCUAAUAGUGUGCCACAAAAGAACGGUGAAAUCCAAGAAGAUGGGCUUUCGAGAAUACAACAACAGAUGGAAUUUAUGUUUGGUGGGCUAAUGACUAGGAUUGAAAAAUUAGAGACUAGGUCUGAUGGAGAGCGUAGUAAAAGGGGUAGAGAAGCUAGGAAGGAGGAGAGUGUUGCUGGAAACUCUGCAGAUGAAGUCGAGGAUGAUCUUAACCGUGGUGGUGGGUUCCGUACACAUAGGGGAGAGAUGUAUGAGAAUCGGUCAAGGAGGGGACAUAUUCGACCACAUAGGGAUUUUGAGCAUAGAGGGGAUUUUGAUGAUUUGGGAGAUAUAUACCGAAAUUUGGGUAGUAUUAAGUUAAAAAUCCCAGCCUUUAAGGAAAAAACUGAUCCGGAAGCUUAUUUAGAUUGGGAAAAAAAGGUGGAGAUGAUUUUUGACAUCCAUAGGUACUCUGAAGAAAAGAAGGUUAAGUUAGCUGUAGUGGAGUUUACUGACUAUGUCAUGGUUUGGUGGGAGAGAUUGGUGGUAAAAAGAAGAAGGAAUAGAGAAAGACCAGUUAGCACAUGGGAGGAGUUGAAGACAAUAAUAAAGAAGAUGUAUGCUCCUAAACAUUAUUAUCGGGAGUUGUUUAAUCGUUUACAAAUGAUUACGCAAGGUAAUAAGAGUGUGGAGGAGUAUCAGAAAGAAUUAGAGGUGGCUAUGAUUAGAACUAAUGUUAAUGAAGAUGAGGAAGUUACGAUGUCUAGGUUUUUGAAUGGUUUGAAUAGAGACAUAGCUAAUGUUGUGGAGUUGCAAUCAUAUGUUGAUUUGGAGGAGUUAGUACAUUUAGCCAUUAAGGUUGAAGGACAGUUGAAAAGGAAGGGUAAUACACGAUCUGGAGCUUAUAAGGGGUCUUCUUCGGGUUGGAAGAUGAAUUAUAGGAGAGAGGGUAGUGCAUCAUCGAAGCCUUUGGUGACUUCUAAAGUUGCCGAACCUAACUCCAUGAAGAAGCAGGUUUUGACCAAUGAACAAAAACUUAAGGGAGAAGUUCAACCGAAGCGUAAUCAUGAUAUAAAGUGUUUCAAGGGUCAAGGAUUGGGACACUAUGCAUCAGAAUGUGCAAAUCGUCGAGUUAUGAUUCUAAGGGAUGAUGGAGAGAUUGUGUCCACUAGUGAGGAGUCUGAUUGUGAUGACAUGCCCCCACUUGAGGAUGCUAGUGAUUUAGAGUAUGUUGUUGGUGAUAAAGUUUUGGUGAUUAGAAGGUCACUUAGUGUUCAGACUAAGGAGGAUGAUGUGGAGCAACAAAGGGAGAACAUCUUCCAUACUAGAUGCCUAAUCAACGAUAAGGUAUGUAGUAUGAUCAUUGAUAGCGGUAGUUGUACAAAUGUUGCUAGUGUUACUUUGGUUAGAAAGUUGGGAUUGAAUACCAUAAAGCAUGAGAGGCCUUAUCAACUUCAAUGGUUGAAUGAAUGUGGUGUUGUUAGGGUGAAUAGACAGGUGAUGAUUUCUUUUUCAGUAGGCAAAUAUAAGAAUGAAGUGUUAUGUGAUAUUGUCCCUAUGCAUGCUACUCAUCUAUUACUAGUGAGGCCUUGGCAAUUUGAUAGAAAAGAAUUUGAGGAUGUCUUUCUGGAUGACAUUCCUAGUGGUUUGCCACCAAUUAGAGGUAUUGAGCAUCAAAUUGACUUUGUUCCAGGAGCAUCUAUACCAAAUAGGCCGGCUUAUAGGAGCAAUUCUGAAGAGACUAAGGAGCUUCAAAGGCAAGUGGGGGAGUUGAUGUCGAAAGGAUACAUUCGAGAGAGCAUGAGUCCUUGUGCAGUUCCCAUGCUUCUUGUUCCAAAAAAGGACAAAACUUGGCGAUAUGUGGUUAGUGCAAAAGGUAUAGAAAUGGAUGAGGCUAAGGUUAAGGCUAUUCAAGAAUGGCCUACACCAAAAUCCAUAACAGACGUUAGGAGUUUUCAUGGUUUGACUAGUUUUUAUAGGAGAUUUGUUAAAGACUUUAGUACGAUAGCCUCUCCAUUGACUGAAAUUGUUAAGAAAGUCGUGGGUUUCAAGUGGGGAGAAGAACAAGAAAAUGCUUUUAGCUUGUUAAAAUCAAAGUUGAUUUCGACACCUUUACUAUCUUUACCUGAUUUUAAUAAAGCUUUUGAGAUUGAAUGUGAUGCUUCAAGAAUAGGUAUUGGAGUCGUUUUAAUGCAAGAAAAACAGCCCAUCGCUUAUUUUAGUGAGAAACUCAAUGGUGCAACUCUUAACUAUCCCACUUAUGAUAAAGAGUUGUAUGCAGUUGUGCGGGCUUUGGAGACUUGGCAACAUUAUCUGUGGCCCCGAGAGUUUGUCUUACAUACUGAUCACCAAUCGUUGAAAUAUUUGAAGGGUCAAGGUAAGUUAAGUAGGAGACAUGCUAAAUGGGUUGAAUUUAUUGAAACUUUUCCAUAUGUGAUUAAAUACAAGCAAGGUCAGGAAAAUGUGGUCGUCGAUGCCUUGUCGCGAAGGCAUGAUGGAUUUUUGUUUAAGGAAAAUAAGUUAUGUGUGCCUAAUUGUUCUUUACGUGAAUUACUUGUGAGGGAAGCACAUGGGGGAGGUUUAAUGGGGCAUUUUGGAAUUACUAAAACUUUGGAGGUUCUGCGUGAGCACUUUUAUUGGCCUAAUAUGAAAAGAGAUGUGCAAAGAAUGUGUGAUAGGUGCAUAACAUGUAGACAAGCUAAGUCUAGGGUAAUGCCUCAUGGAUACACACCUUUGCUUGUUCCUAAGGAACCUUGGGUUGAUAUUUCUAUGGAUUUCAUUUUGGGUCUACCUAGGUCUAAGAAAGGGAGAGAUUCUAUAUUUGUUGUUGUGGAUAGAUUUUCUAAGAUGGCACAUUUCAUUGCUUGCCAUAAAACUGAUGAUGCAAUAAAUAUAGCUGACCAAUUCUUUAGAGAGGUCAUUCGGCUACAUGGUCUUCCUAGGAGCAUUGUAUCCGAUCGAGACGUUAAGUUUUUGAGUUACUUUUGGAAGGUUUUGUGGGGUAAGUUAGGAACUAAACUUUUAUAUUCUACUACUUGUCAUCCACAAACAGAUGGCCAAACUGAAGUUGUUAACCGGACUUUGAUUCAAUUGUUAAGGGCUAUCAUUCAAAAGAAUCUUAAAAAUUGGGAAGAUUGUUUGUCAUUCAUUGAAUUUGCAUAUAAUCGUAGUGUGCAUUCUACUACUGAUUAUUCCCCAUUUGAGAUUGUUUAUGGUUUUAACCCUUUGACACCAUUAGAUUUGAUUCCUUUGCCUGUUGAUGAAAGGGUUAAUGAUUUUGUUUGGGUGCAUAUGAGGAAGGAAAGGUUUCCUAAACAAAGAAGAUCAAAGUUGAUGCCUCGAGGAGAUGGUCCUUAUCAGAUCAUAGAAAGGAUUAAUGAUAAUGCCUACAAAGUG
Messenger RNA from Populus trichocarpa (black cottonwood), 3381 nucleotides. RefSeq lists its product as uncharacterized. Gene Ontology annotation, biological process: DNA integration. Gene Ontology annotation, molecular function: nucleic acid binding. The transcript is spliced from 5 exons. NCBI's taxonomy places the organism in Eukaryota, Viridiplantae, Streptophyta, Magnoliopsida, Malpighiales, Salicaceae. The annotation marks the transcript as partial. The record is from RefSeq and is a predicted model, not a curated record.